AUGCCGGUGAUUCCUGGAGGGCCAAACAUGGGUAUCAAAAACGAGGAGGAGGAGCCUACUGAGGAAGCUCCCGGACCCGAGGGCAUCCUGCCAAACCCAGAGAACCCUGAAGUCCCGGGCCCCGCCCACCAGGGGAACGGUCCGCACACUGAAGCACCGGUGUCUGGGACAGAGACCGUCCUCGUGAACGGCCCUGAGGUGGAACUGCCCUCCGGCGUCCUGCAGGACGGACAGCAGACAGCCACCGCGGCCAACAUACCGACUGUAGCCGAUGCAGCCAAUGCAGCUGAAGCAGCCAGCGCAGCUAAGGUCAGAACAGGCAGUCCCUGUGAUAGGCUGGACAGCUUUGGGGGCCAGAGGAUGCCGCCCACUGCAGCCCCCCCGGUCCUCAAUGAGGUCACAACAGAUGAUCGUCGACCCUGCCCUGGUGCUCUCUUUAAUGUGAACAACAGCAAUAACAAGGAUGAAGAUGAGAAGAAAAACAAAAAGGAGAAGAAAGAAAAAAAAGACAAAAAGGAAAAGAAAGAAAAGAAGGAAAAGAAGAAAAAGAAGGAAGAGGAAGAAAAGGAAAAAGAGAAAGAGAAAGAAAAGGAGAAAGAGAAAGAGAAAGAGAAAGAGAAAGAGAAAGAGAAAGAGAAAGAAAAGACGCAACCGCCAAAGGAAAUCUUUGUGAUUGACCCAGCGGGCAACAUGUACUACAACUGGCUGCUGGUCAUCACCAUGCCUGUAUUGUACAACUGGGUCCUGAUCAUUGCUAGAGCAUGUUAUGAUGAGCUACAACUAGACUACCUGAUCGGGUGGUUCAUCGUAGACUUUGCAGCAGAUUCACUAUAUGUGGCUGACAUGGUGUUCAGGACCAGAACAGGAUAUCUGGAGCAAGGCUUGUUGGUCAAAGAUGAGAAAAAGCUACGAGACCGAUACACAACCAGCCUGCAAUUCAAAUUAGAUCUGGCUUCUAUGGUACCAACCGACUUUCUCUACUUCUACUUUGGAAUGAAAUACCCAGAAAUCCGUCUUAACAAGUUGCUUCGAGUGAAUCGCAUGUUUGAGUUCUUCCAGAGGACAGAGACGAGGACCAACUUCCCCAACGUCUUUCGGAUCUCCAACCUCGUCUUGUACAUCGUGAUCAUCAUCCACUGGAAUGCCUGUUUCUAUUUCUCCUUCUCAAAGGCCAUUGGGUUUGGAGCAGACCCCUUUGUCUACCCCGAUGUUUCGGACCCAGAGUUUGGGCGUCUGAUCAGAAAGUAUGCAUACAGCAUGUACUGGUCUACCCUCACCCUGACCACCAUCGGUGAAACCCCUCCACCCGCUGAGAACUCUGAGUAUUUCUUUGUGGUCGUCGAUUUCUUGAUGGGUGUGCUGAUUUUCGCUACCAUUGUCGGUAACGUCGGUUCCAUGAUCACCAAUAUGAAUGCAGCCAGGGCUGACUUCCAGGCCCGAAUCGACGCCAUCAAGCAGUACAUGAGCUUCCGAAAGGUGAGCAAAGACCUUGAGAAGAGAGUCAUCAAGUGGUUUGACUACCUGUGGACCAACAAGAAGGCUCUGGAUGAGAGGGAGGUGCUCAAAUACCUUCCUGACAAGCUGCGGGCCGAAGUUGCCAUCAACGUCCACCUGGACACGCUGAAGAAGGUGCGGAUCUUCGCUGACUGCGAGGCGGGCCUCCUGGUGGAGCUGGUGCUGAAGCUGCGUCCGCAGGUCUUCAGCCCGGGGGACUACAUCUGCAAGAAGGGUGACAUCGGGAGAGAAAUGUACAUCAUCAAGGAAGGGAAGCUGGCGGUGGUGGCGGACGACGGCAUUAAGCAGUUUGUGGUCCUCAGUGACGGAAGCUACUUCGGCGAGAUUAGCAUCCUGAACAUCAAGGGCAGCAAGGCCGGCAACCGCAGAACGGCUAACAUCCGCAGUACUGGCUACUCAGACCUCUUCUGCCUUUCAAAAGACGACCUGAUGGAGGCGCUGACGGAGUACCCCGAAGCCAAGGCCAUGCUGGAGGAGAAGGGGAGGCAGAUCCUGAUGAAGGAUGGGCUCCUGGACCUUGAAGUCGCUGCCCAGGGGCCCGACCCUAAGGAGAUGGAGGAGAAGGUGAUCAAGAUGACCAGCACCCUGGACGUCCUCCAGACUAAAUUUGCGCGGCUGUUGGCGGAGCAUGAAGCCGUGCAGAUGAAGCUGAAGCAGCGCGUCAGCAAGCUGGAGAAGAAGAUCACCAUCCACGGAGGCGUGGUCUUCUCUGAGAUGGUGACCCCGGAAGCAGUGACUCACACUGAGGCAGGCGAGAAGAAAACAGAAACAAAAGAGGAAGAGAAAAAAGAGCCAGGAGAGACAAAGGAGGAAGAAAAGAAGUAG
Conger conger (European conger) is the source of this 2340-nucleotide messenger RNA. RefSeq names its product cyclic nucleotide gated channel subunit alpha 1b (gene cnga1b). The coding region runs from base 1 to 2340 and encodes 779 amino acids. The transcript has 7 exons. Gene Ontology annotation, molecular function: cGMP binding; protein-containing complex binding; intracellularly cGMP-activated cation channel activity. Gene Ontology annotation, cellular component: intracellular cyclic nucleotide activated cation channel complex; plasma membrane. NCBI's taxonomy places the organism in Eukaryota, Metazoa, Chordata, Actinopteri, Anguilliformes, Congridae. The record is from RefSeq and is a predicted model, not a curated record. Gene Ontology annotation, biological process: monoatomic cation transmembrane transport.